Messenger RNA from Pipistrellus nathusii (Nathusius's pipistrelle), 966 nucleotides. The record is from the annotation of a GenBank genome assembly. NCBI's taxonomy places the organism in Eukaryota, Metazoa, Chordata, Mammalia, Chiroptera, Vespertilionidae.
AUGCCCAUCACUCGGAUGCGCAUGAGACCCUGGCUAGAGAUGCAGAUUAAUUCCAACCAAAUCCCAGGGCUGAUCUGGAUUAAUAAAGAGGAGAUGAUCUUCCAGAUCCCAUGGAAGCACGCUGCCAAGCAUGGCUGGGACAUCAACAAGGACGCCUGUCUAUUCCGGAGCUGGGCCAUUCAUACAGGCCGGUACAAAGUCGGGGAAAAGGAACCAGAUCCCAAGACAUGGAAGGCCAACUUCCGCUGUGCCAUGAACUCCCUGCCAGACAUUGAGGAGGUGAAGGACCAGAGCAGGAACAAAGGCAGCUCGGCUGUGCGGGUGUACCGGAUGCUCCCACCACUCGUCAAGAACCAGAGGAAAGAGAGAAAGUCCAAGUCCAGCCGAGAUGCUAAGAGCAAAGCCAAGAGGAAGUCGUACGGGGACUCCAGCCCUGAUACCCUCUCCGAUGGCCUCAGCAGCUCCACCCUGCCUGAUGACCACAGCAGCUACACAACACAGGGCUUCAUGGGGCAGGACCUGGAGAUCGAGCGGGCCCUUACUCCAGCUCUGUCACCAUGUGCCGUCACUAGCACGCUUCCCGACUGGCACAUCCCCAUGGAGAUGAUGCCCGACAGCACCAGCGACCUGUACAGAUUCCAGGUGUCGCCCAUGCCCUCCACCUCUGAAGCCACAACAGAUGAGGACGAGGAAGGGAAGCUGCCUGAGGACAUCAUGAAGCUCUUGGAGCAGGAGCAGUCGGACUGGCAGCCGACACAUGUGGAUGGGAAGGGGUACCUGCUCAACGAGCCCGGGGCCCAGUCCACCUCUGUCUAUGGAGACUUCUGCUGCAAGGAGGAGCCAGACAGCCUUGGGGGGGAUAUCGGACUGAGCCUACACCGCGUCUUUACGGACAACAUCUGGCUGGACAGCCUGCUGCCCCCAGUCCGGCUGCCCUCCAUCCAGGCCAUUCCUUGUGCGCCAUAA